AUGAUACGAUAAUAAAUGAUAGAAAAAGAAGAAGAACUUGUUUGUUCAAUGAAUCAUAAACUUCCAAUUUAUAUGGUUGUUUGUGAUAAAAGUAUAGAUAAGAAUAAAAGACUAUUAUGCAAUGAAUGUAUGGAUAAUUUAGAAUCUAAUCUAAAUAAUGUAAUGAGUUUUAAAAAGGUUGCUUUAUUAAUUGAAGAUAAUUAAAAGAAAAAGGUUGAAUAAGUUGAAUAUAAUAUUAUGAAGAAUAUCAAAUAAAUUGAUGAAAUUUAGAAAACAUUACAUUAAUUAAAAUCAUAUAUAAUAUAAUAAUUAGAUUAAUUGAUUGGAAAUACAGAUGAAUGGAUUAAAUGUUUAUAAUAAAUUGGAUAAUAGAAUGUAAAUUAUAGUUUCUUUAAAGAAUUGGAUAAUCUAAUUAAUAAAGUUUAAAUUUAAUAAUAAUAUGAUGAUAAACCUUUAAUUACUUAAAUUAAUUAAAUUAAUUAAUCUUGGAAUCAAAAGAUAAUUAAUAAAUUGAAUUAAUUUAAAUCAUUUGAAUUAACAAAUAAAUGUGAAUAAUUAUUAAUUAAUCUAUAAACUAUUAAUUAAUAAUAACAUUUAAUCUAAUAAAUUAAUAUAAUUCAACAAUAAUAACAAAUUGAUAAUCUUUAAUUAAAAUAAUAUGAUCUUGAAUUUAAAUUAAUAGAUGAUUCAAAUAAAUAAAUUGUAUCUAGUUAUUCAAUAGUGUUUAAUAACACUGGAUCAAUCAUGAUAUCUAAUGAUGGUUAUGAUAUUAUAAUUUGGGAUUUUAAUUAAGGAAGGUUAAAAUUAUAAAAUCGAUUUAGUGUGCAUUAAGAUUCAGUUUAAUGUUUAGUUUUUAGCAAAAAUCUUAAUUCCUUUAUUUCUGGUUCUGAUGACAAAUCAAUUAUUUGUUGGAAAUAGAUUAAUAACAAUGAAUGGAAAUGGUCAUAAUCAUAUUAAUAACAUAAUGAUUGGGUUUCAUGUUUAAUAUUAAAUAAAUAAGAAGAUUAACUUAUUUCAGGUGGUAGAGAUAAUUCAAUAAAAAUCUGGAAUGUAGAUUUUAUAAAGAAUGAAUUAACUUAUCUUUAUUCUUUAGAUAAUACUGCAGCUGUCUAUUCAUUAAGUUUAAAUUAAUCUGAGACUAUGUUGGCAUCAUGUGCAAAAAAUCGUUAUUUAAUAUGGAAGAAAGGAGUAAAUGAGAAAUGGGAAUUAAAAUGUAAAUAAGAGGUUACUUAAGGAUACAAAAUAUACUUUAUGGAUGAUUAAUAAUUUCUAUGGGUGACAAAUGAUAAGAAUAUUGAUUAAAUUUUAAUUUUUGAAUUAGAGGAUGGACUAUUCAAAUAGAAUUAAGACAAAACUAUUCAAUUAAAUACAAAUCAAUUAUGUGAAGAUGAUUGGAGACUCUUCCCAAUUAUAUAUAAUAAAGAUAAAAAUAUGCUUUUAGUUAGACAUAAACAUCAUAUAUAUAUUAUUAGCAAAAUAAAUGAAGGUAACUUUAAGAUUAUAGGAUCAUUAAAUUGUGAUAUUAAAGAGAUUUUUGGAACUAUUACAGAUAAUGCAUAAUAUUUAGUAUUUUGGGAUGGUAAAUAAUAGAAAUAUUCAUCAUAUGAGUUAUUAUAAAAAUGA
Molecule: messenger RNA, 1623 nt
Organism: Paramecium primaurelia
Lineage: Eukaryota; Ciliophora; Oligohymenophorea; Peniculida; Parameciidae
Source: the annotation of a GenBank genome assembly